Molecule: messenger RNA, 5008 nt
Organism: Sycon ciliatum
Lineage: Eukaryota; Metazoa; Porifera; Calcarea; Leucosolenida; Sycettidae
Product: TBC1 domain family member 30-like
Exons: 10
Coding region: 510-4244 (1244 amino acids)
Cellular component (GO): endoplasmic reticulum
Source: RefSeq, a predicted model, not a curated record
UGAAAACUGCGAAUGCAGACCGGAAAGGACUGGUGCUUAUGUCGAAGCCCAAGCUGUCAGUGUCACUGUAGACGGUGUAGUAGUACUAGGAGUCUAGGUCUAGGGUUGUCGAUGAGAGUUGCUAUCUCUUUCAUUGAUACCACCCCUGCGUUUCGGGGCGCUGCUCGUGUCUGUUGUCCACCCAGUAUUCGUGUUAGCUUUAUUUGUUCUGGCGCUAGCUAGGCUGGCGACGCUUGCUGGUACAUGGUGGCAACGUUUAGUGACGGAAAGCGUCUUUGCACUUGCACCGUAUUCUGUCAUAACGACCACGCUUUUCCUUUCUCCCUGGAUGCCACUGCACUAGAAAAGUAGCUGGUGAGGGUCUUUUUCAUUGAAAAAUUGUUUGCACAAAUUCUCCAACCCCGUGUCGUCUGGAAUAAUCAUGUAUCACUGACUGGUACACGGCAACCUGUCGCACUACACACAAGCUGCAAGUAGCCACCAGGAAUGUCUUGCCACCACUGCCAUCAAUGUAUCAAGAACGCAUGAUGGACGGUGAUAGCGAAGGCGAGAGCCAGACGGAGAAAGAGGAUGGCCCCUGUGCUGCAGCUGCUUCUGCCUCUAGCGUGGAGGACAGCGACUGGAGCGGUGCUGAGGCCGAGAACGAUAGUAGCGGCGCGAGUGUCAGUCCCGGACAGGAGCAGCGGAAAGGCACCUCUAGCGGCGUCGCAGAGAGCGCUAAAACGGCUGCCCUAAGCGGCGGUGGACUGAGCAAGAAUUCCAUCGUUGACGGCUUGCUGGCGGAAAUUUACCAUGACCCAUUCGGCCAGGCCGAGGCAUCGUCUGGCCAUGCCUAUUUCACUGAAUGCUCUGCCGAGUCCAGUUCAAUACUGGGAGACAAUGAGGGAAAGACCACGAUAGUGAUUGAUGGCCCGGAUACCAACCAAACAUCUGCCAUAGUUGCCAGCAAAGCCUACUUGGAAUCAAAAGAUAUCGAUGAACUACAAGAGCUGGCAGCUGAUAUGCGAGCAAGGAUAACAGAACUUUCUGUGAAGCUCAUCAGUGCACUCAAGCGUAGGAAUAGGAGUGAGCAGAAGGUGCAGGCUAACUGUGAACUGGUUACGGCUACACUGCAGGCAUUCUCCGAGAAGCGACGUGAGGACAGUCAGCUGCGUUUCUCGCUGGCCCCGCUUGGCACUGAGGAGAGCUUUGGUCAGUGGAAGGCUGCGUAUAAAGCCAUCGUUUCUCAACAUAAUGGCCUGCCCGUGCCCUGGCGGGAACGAGUGUGGCUCGGUAUGGCCGAUCAUGCUCUGAAAGAAGUUGACUGGCAGGAAGUGAAACGCUUUGCUUUCAAUGACAAGAGCAAUCCGGAUGAUGACAACCUGGGUAUCCAAAUUGUCAAGGACUUGCACAGAACUGGCUGCAGCGGUUUCUGCGGACAGGACGCUGCCCGGGAGCGUGCCAUCUUGAAACGAGUCCUGCUGGCGUACGCCCGUUGGAACAAGUCAGUUGGCUAUUGUCAAGGUUUCAACAUCCUGGCAGCUGUGCUCCUGCAGGUUCUCAACAACACCGAGGAAAAGGCACUGAAGGUCAUGAUCUAUCUUGUUGACAAUCUAUUGCCGCCAAACUACUUCACCAACAACUUGAGUACCCUACAGGCUGACAUGGUCGUCUUCCGUGUUCUAAUGAAGAAGCAUCUGCCACGGCUGUGGAAUCACCUGCGCUUCUUGCAGGAGGUGGCCAUAGACUUUGAGUUUGGUCUGAUGGCUGAUGAGAAUUGUGUGUCACACGAGCCGCCGCUGACAGAUGUGUUCACGGUGCAGUGGUUCCUGACAGCGUUUGCCACGUGCUUGCCGAUGGAGACCGUUCUGCGCGUCUGGGAUCUGCUCAUCUUGCACGGCGCCGAGAUACUGUUCCGCGUGGGCCUUGCCGUAUGGUCACUACUGGAGAAGCACCUGUUGCUUGCAGAAAGUGCUCCAGACUUCUACUCCAUGAUGAGCAACUUGUCCAAAGACAUGCUGAGCGGCGCUGCGUUUACCGUUGACAUGCUACUAGAGAGGAUCUUCAAGGUGGCGCCAUUUCCCUUCCCUGGUCUGAAGUCUCUGUGUGACAACUACCGCUACAACAUACACCCACUGGAUAACAGUGUGGCUGAUGUGGCCGCGGCUGAGAGCGAUGCCGACACCGGCGGUCGUGAUGAUGUAAGCGAUGCGCUGGAGACGACACACAUCGUGGGCAGCUGCUUCUCCGGUAUUCUUCCUGUGGCGGCCAGCGCUUUCUCUAAUGCUGACGUCCAGGACAUCAUACAGAGUGCCCACCCGGCAUUGGAGUCUGUGUCCAGGAAAGUCAACAACAAGAUCAAGCCGGCGCCGAAAGACGACGACGUGGCCAAGCUGGAGAAGAAUUUCUUCGAGCGCCAUCGACGCCAGGACAGAGCUAUAUUCCUCUUUGCGCCCAUGCCGCUAAGUCGCAACGUGGAGCCAGUCAAGGGUCAUGUGAUGGGCCGUCAGCGCCAUGUAUCGCCCAAUCUGGAGAAGGAGAGGACAAGCACGUCCGGUUCGUCACACGUCACUGCCGCCGCGUCUUCAAGGUCUAGAGUAGCACCACUGGCUACGGUACUUGCCGAGCAGCAGACCAGCAGUCGGCACAUCCGUCCACCUCGCAUUCUCUCGCACGCCCCGCUCUCCCUGGACUCGCCGCACUGGCGGCGCUCGACCACUCUGAGUCGACAGAGUAACCAUGGCAACACCAGUACUAGCUCUGCAGAUCAGCGUGGAGCAGGGGUGGCCGGAUCGGCAACGCAGCAUGAUGUCAUCACCAGCAGCCAUAGCAGUGUCCUGGAGGGCAUCGACGUAGAGUUCACCGAGCGAGAUACGUCCACUACGGCCAACGGCCAACGGCAGCAGCAGCAACGCUCAGCAACAACCCCAACUGCACAACUGACGACACAAAUGCUCAAUGUAGGCGAGCAUGAGAAUGGUGAAUUCCGUCGGGACUCCGGUGAAAGGAAAUCUUUGAUUUCAUCUCACCCUGCUGAUUACUGCAUGCCAUUCACCGUCAGCGCCAGUGGUAAUCCAUUCGAUUCAGACAAUAGCUGUGAUAGUGAUGCUGGUGGUGCUGACAGUGCUGGUAGCAAUGUCAGUUGCUGUGAGUCCAGCACUUCCCACGGUCCUGUCAUAGCGCAGCUGAUUACCACCGCGGACGAAGACGCCGCGCUGCGCCAGGAGACCGCCAGGAAAAGCGCCCAUCCAGAUCUUCUGGUGUGCCUCGACGACGCAUCGCCAUCCGUGAACGGCUUGAGUGGCGUAACAUCAGCAGCAGCAGCAGCAGCAGGAGGUGGUGUUGCAGGGCAAAGCAAACCGCCGCCACCGCUCACUCAGAGCACCAUUGAAACGAUUGCCAGCAAACUGGAGAGUUGCUCCGCCAGCAGCAGCCCGCUGAGCCGUGUUCGCUCUGGCGACCGUCCCGAUAUCCUGCAAUCGCUGGGUGGAGCGGCUGAGCAACGCGGAGGUGCAAACGCAGCAUCAAGAUGUAGUCGAGGAGCUAGUAAACAAAUAGUGGAUGCGGAGUCCACAUGGAGUGCAGUGCAUUUAUCAGCUGAGGUUAGCAGCGGUGAUGAAAGUACCACAAGCUGCGCCACCCCAACACGACCAUACCCGCAUAGACUCAUGGUACCCGAUCUAGACACGGAGGGCAUGUCGACAGCCAUAGGCCGCCGGCAUCAGCAAGGGCCACAGCAGCAGGCAAUGUGCAGGACAUCAGUUGGUGAUGUUGGCAUGCCAACCACAGGAACUCCUCCUGGUAACCGCAGCAACCCUGGUAGAAUACGUCGACAGCUUGUCAAGAAGAAGAGCUCUAGUCAGCAGCGACGUGGCCCAGACCUUUCUAGUCUGGAUGUAGCCAUGGUUGCUAUGAGCGACUCGGACGACUCUACAGGUGCGGCGGCAAAGCCGUCGGUUCCUCCAAGUGAUCAAAUGGCGGGAGGAAAUGGUCCCAAGAGUGCACGCAUGAUCCCCAUCUGGCAGAACCAUUUGGAGAAUCUACAGCGAAUACAACGCGCUGCCGCUGGUACACGGUCGUCUUGUAGUCUUAGUCAGGCAGCACACGGGAAACCAGCUCGAGCUCCGGCCAUCUGCUCGUCAUCCUCCGAGUCACCAGUGCAGCCUGCUCGGCCAAGAACCGUAGCAGACGCGCAGAAACAUACUGGCGGCUGGCUGUCGGAUAGAAGCACUGUACUGUCGUCGGCCCUCAGCGGCGUUUUCUAGCGGUCCAGUCCUGACGACACACCUCUCCGUGACCAGUCCGUAGUGUUUGAUGACUUUGAUCUGUGCAUGCGGCGGGCACAUAGUUAGUCUUUCUGCAGGUGAAUUCUCUGCGAUAGUUAUCCUUUUGUCCAUUCGCACAGCAGGGCUUAACUGCUGCAGGAAUGCAGUCCAGCAGAAAGCCGCACUAGUGAUUCAUAGCUGGAACGUAUGAAACUGCACCAGGCGUUCUUGCCAUGUGUGGCCAAGGCUGAGCAAUGCCUGACCCACUACAGCACUUCAGCAUGACCCGGCGGCGGUGGCGGCGAUUCCAGCUAAUUCCAUUCCCAGUCACCAUGUUCAGAGGUUCUGUCUAUUUCCAAACUCCAGGCGAUCCCGGACAUUAGAAGCCGUAUUUUACUGCACGCUGCUCAUGUAUAUUGCAGCAAGUCACUUCAGAAUCUUGGGACGAUGACCAGCAGGUUGAAAAACCUCUUUUACGCAAGCAGAGCGUCGCCAGUGAAUAGUUAAUUCGAUAAUCAAGGUUGAGUUUUGUGCCUGCAAUCCAUGUGGAAUGUAGGUGAUAUACACGUAGACACUCUAAGAUACCCCUAAGGGCCCUAGCCCAAUUUGCCACUGUUCAUACUUUCUUUUCUUGAAGUAAACACUCGAUGGUUCUUAUAGAGCUGGCAUAUGAAUCUCACUCUCAAACUAUUUAUGCAUACAGACAUAUCCUACAGGGUAAACAUUAUCUGAUUUACGCUCCAUAAUCACCAACCGUUACUCAA